CAUUCACUUAUACUAAACCCUACAAAUACAAAUAUAAUUUUCUAUUUUGCUUAGUGAGGAUGGCAAACCAAACAUUUGAAUAUUUCCUUGUUUUGGACUUCGAAGCAACCUGUUGGAAGAAAGGAGACCCCAGAAGGGCGCCACCAGAAGUAAUAGAGUUUCCAUGUGUGUUAUAUGAUGUAAAAAACAGUAAAAUAAUCGAUGAGUUUCAACAGUACGUCAGGCCAUCCGAGAAACCCGAGUUGACUCCAUAUUGCACAGACUUAACAGGCAUUGAGCAGCUUCAAGUCGACAAUGGGGUACCUCUGAAAACGUGCCUUGUGCUCUUCGACGAAUGGCUGAAUAAACUUAUAGAAAAACACAAGCUCUCUUUCGAAAAGAGGGAAAAUCUUAUGUAUACUGGUUUUUGUACUUGGUCUAACUGGGACCUCGGCACCUGUUUGUUUAAGGAAUGUAAAAGAAAGCAAAUAAAGAGACCAAAAUAUUUCUCCAAGUGGAUAGAUCUUAGAGCACUCUAUAACAACCGCUAUGGACAUUGGCCCAAAGGUCUUUUGGACACGUUGAGCGAGUUUGGACUGCAGUUUGAAGGUACCCAACAUUGUGGAUUGCAUGACGCGAGGAAUACUGCAAGGCUUGUUGGUAGGAUGAUAGAGGAUGGAGUUUCCUUUAAAUUGACUAAAAAUAUCACUUUUAAAGGAUGAUAUUCAGUAGUAAUUAGUUACUGCAGUAUAUCAUGAUAUUAUUUUUUUUAUGUGUAUAAGUAAAUAAAAGUUUAUAAUAAAAUUGUGUUGAGUAUGAGUAUGAGUAUAAGAGACGUAUAACCAGCCCCAUUUCCUCUUGACUCUCGAACCCCGUACAGGCCUAUGUUUACUUACGCCG
Molecule: messenger RNA, 879 nt
Organism: Brassicogethes aeneus
Lineage: Eukaryota; Metazoa; Arthropoda; Insecta; Coleoptera; Nitidulidae
Source: the annotation of a GenBank genome assembly